UGUGUGUGUGUGUGUGUGUGUGUGUGUGUCCUCACUUGUAUAGUACACAUUGUUUGUCUGUCUGCAGUGCACAGCGCAUGGCUGCACGCGCCGACUGUACCCUUCUGCCCCUCUUCUUCAUUGCAUUGGCAAGAGUUAUCUUGGUAGAUGCGACAUGCGGCGAUAAACCUAUACAGACGAACCAUUCUAGAUAUUUCCGUAGCGGACCCUACAGACUGUUGGAAGUACUUAUUGUGGAAAGCAGAGCAUAUAAGAUACCGACGAUCCAAAGUGAGUGUGAAGAUGGUGAGCACUUAGACUCCCACGCGAGGAAGUGUAGCAGCACGGCGCCGUGCAUGACGCUGUGCAAGAACGUGGUGGACGAGAACGGCUGCAUCGACCCGUACACGUGCCAGGAGACAGGCUUCUUCCCCAAAUGCAAGACACAGUGCCUGAGGGAAUACUACCACUGUGUGGAGGUCAAUGAUGACUACGCCCCGACGGAGACGUGCUCCGAUGACCUUGUCUUCAACCCUGACACUCUGCAGUGCACCAAGACUGAGUCGUGUCCGUACAGUCACCAGUACGUGCCUCGUGGCCCUGUACCCGCCUAGCUGCUGCGGUGCCACCUGUCUCAAUAAACAGUGUUUCACUCUUCCUUUUUAUUUAUUGAAGGUCAUUCACCAAUCUAAAGAAACAACUAUUAAAAAAAGCUCACUUGUUUUCACUUCCCAUAAGAUGCCGAGUGUAAAAGUAAAUAAAUAUAUAGAAAAUGUCUUGAAACCGCAUUUGGGAGGUAGUUUAGGUCAUAGGUAGGUGGAAAGACAGAAGCAGAGAG
Messenger RNA from Portunus trituberculatus (swimming crab), 817 nucleotides. RefSeq lists its product as uncharacterized. The transcript is spliced from 2 exons. The record is from RefSeq and is a predicted model, not a curated record. Gene Ontology annotation, cellular component: extracellular region. Gene Ontology annotation, molecular function: chitin binding. Bases 78 to 593 code for a protein of 171 amino acids. NCBI's taxonomy places the organism in Eukaryota, Metazoa, Arthropoda, Malacostraca, Decapoda, Portunidae.